Kazachstania africana CBS 2517 is the source of this 1473-nucleotide messenger RNA. RefSeq names its product Bre2p (gene BRE2). The coding region runs from base 1 to 1473 and encodes 490 amino acids. Gene Ontology annotation, cellular component: Set1C/COMPASS complex. The transcript has a single exon. Lineage: Eukaryota; Fungi; Ascomycota; Saccharomycetes; Saccharomycetales; Saccharomycetaceae. The record is from RefSeq and is a predicted model, not a curated record. Gene Ontology annotation, molecular function: protein binding; transcription cis-regulatory region binding.
AUGAAGCCCGGCGUAAUCCCUUACCAAUCUGGCGACUUUGAUGUAUCCAAUGGUGUGGAACGCCCUAGUUUGCCACAAUUCCAUUCUACUCACGAUGGCUUCAACAAGCCCCAUGAUAUACCUUUAAAUAAACGUAAUUUCAUGUAUGUACCCUGCGCACCAAUUGCCGAGUUUAGAGAGUUAGGGUAUUGCAAUAGCGAGUAUCCUUUCGAGAAGCCAGGAUUCAACCUGAUGGAUCGUUCUGAUGGUAUCUCAUUGCUGGAAAAUCAUAACGAUAUCAUAGCAGUCAAGAAAUCCACUGGUUGGAGGACUGCAAGGUGUGAUGUUAGUAUUAAAGAAGGGACAACAUAUUGGGAAGUAGAACUUUUGAAAGGUGGCGCUGUUCCAGAUAUGGGAGAUACCGACGAUAUUAGGAGAUCUAAAGAGUUAGUUGAUUCAAGGUCACAUAUAAGAUUUGGUAUAUCGAGAAGGGAAGCAAGCUUAGAGGCCCCUGUCGGUUUCGAUUCAUAUAGCUACGGCAUAAGAGACCAUUCUUUGGAAUCUAUACAUAAGGGCAAGUUAAUUCAUGUGUUAGAGCAAGGUACACCGCUAAAGCCAGGUGAUAUUUUAGGGUUCGUUUUGAAAUUGCCGGAUACUAAGACUCAGAUAGAGCAAGCUAAAGAGUAUACUGAGAGAAGAAUUGCAGCUCUAAACCAAUCGGAUCUAGAAGCCAAUAACAAUGGCCAUAGUAGCAAUCAUAGUGUAGAUCCCUGGAAUCAUGAUACUUCAGGUCCUCAGAAGAAAAAGACCAGGUUUAAUAGGGCACCGUCCAAUAAAGAGUUUCAAAAGGCGCUAUUGGAAUCAAUUGAUUAUAACAACAUAGUUAGAGACCAAAUUGCGAUUAGAUAUAAAAAUCAAUUAUUCUUUGAAGGUACCGAUUACGUAAAGACAACGAAACCAGAAUAUUACUCUUCUGAUAAAAGAGAAAGACAAGAAUAUUACACUUUGAAAGAUUCAUCGUUGGCAGUUUACUUAAAUGGGAAAUAUUUGGGUAAAGCAUUCGAAAAUAUCAAUCCAUUCCUUCCACCAUUUAGUGAAUUACAAUAUAAUGAGAAAUUUUAUUUCAAUUAUUGGAAAAAUGGAGAGUAUUCAGAUGACACCGAUUUCUCCAAUAAAGAUUUGAAUAAGAGUGGUAGCGAUAUAAACUUUUUGAAAUCAACAACCGAAGGCAGUCAUUCGACUAAAGGUGCAUUGCUAAGAAAUAAAUAUGUUAAUAACAAUAAACUUGGAUAUUACCCUACGGUAAGCUGCUUCAACGGUGGUGAGGCCAAAAUUGUCACGACUAGAGGUGAUCUGAGGUACCUUGACGAAGUUAUAAAGGAGUAUGGAGAUCUCUCCAUUAAAACUUUGGACAUUCUUUCAAAGGAAGCAAUCGCUGAAGAUGUUGUAUGGGAUAUGAUCGAUGAAAUUGAAGAGGAGUGUGAAAAAAAGUAA